Copidosoma floridanum is the source of this 2634-nucleotide messenger RNA. RefSeq lists its product as uncharacterized. Lineage: Eukaryota; Metazoa; Arthropoda; Insecta; Hymenoptera; Encyrtidae. Gene Ontology annotation, biological process: resolution of meiotic recombination intermediates; double-strand break repair via homologous recombination. Gene Ontology annotation, cellular component: nuclear body; RecQ family helicase-topoisomerase III complex. Gene Ontology annotation, molecular function: nucleotide binding. The record is from RefSeq and is a predicted model, not a curated record.
UUCACUUGUUUUUAAAACCGUUUAAUGUGCGGUAUUUGUGCAAAUAUCUUUUCUUUGGGAAAAAGCUACUGUAUAAAUUGUUAAAUAGCACAAAUAAGUGACAGAAUGAACGAGGCCUUGGUUAGGGGAGUGAAAAACUCCUUAAACAAACAACAUUAUACAAUGAAUGAUUCUUGGCUGUCAGAAUGCAUCGAAUAUUAUUUCAGUGAACACUCCAAUGCAUCACAAGAAGAAAUCAUAACUUUUGUUAUGAAUCAAUGGGCGCUGUAUGAUUUAAGAGAAAUUAACAAUGAAAAAGGAUGCCUGCCUAGAGGUUUGGCACAACAGAAAUGCACGACACUUCCUGGAAAAUAUAUACUUCAGAUGGAUAAAAUAUAUGAUAUCUCCCAGUCUAAGUAUAAGCAACUUGAAAAAAUAAGAAAUGUGUCAAUUGAAAAUGUUGAAGCAACUGAACGUGAAAAUACACAAGAUGACAAGUUUCAAAAUUUUGAGCCCAAGUCAAAAAGGAUGUUACAGUUAUUUUUAACCGAUGGAGUGCAAGAUGUUAUUGCUAUUGAAUAUAAUCCAAUAAGAUUUUUAAAGGAUACUUUAUUUCCGGGAUUCAAAGUAAUGAUCAAAGGACCCGUCAUAUGCAGAAAAGGUGUCAUAUUACUGGAAGAGACAAAUAUCAUGGGCAUCAGUGGUGAAGUUGAUAGUUUAUUAAUUACUAAUGCUGUAGAAAAUGUUUUUGCCAGAGCUCUAAAUUUAGAAGAAAAUCCAGAUCCAUAUAAUGAUAACAAGAAAACUCAAAACAAUCAAACCCAAUCCACUCAAGCAACAAUUCAAACAGAUGAUGAAUUUGAUAUCGAUUCACAAGUCUUAGAUCAGAUUGACAAGCAAAUUAAUCAACAAACUUCUGGUAUCAGCAAAAAUACAUCUUCAUCUUUGAGGUAUACACCAAGUCAAACGUCUGAAGUGAAUAUCUCAAAUUGUCAUCAGAGGCAAAAUUCUUCUACCUUAAAGAAAACUGAAAAUUUAAACACUCCGGGAUCACGAAGUCAACAGUCGUUAGGAACCACUGUGGAUAAAAAUAAAACGCCGCAACAAAAAUAUAACAAUGCAAAUAAAGAAAGAUUGAUUCAAUUCGAAGAUGAUGGAGACUCGUUUUUAGAAAUGGUUGAUGACAACGCAUUUCAAAGCAUACCUGUGUCUAAACCUACUUUUAAAAUACCUCCACUACCCACACCACUGAGUAACAAAUUCUCUAAUUUACCAAAAGCAACACCAAAUUCCAUUGUUGAUGACUUUCCAACAGAUGAUGAAAUGUAUCAUUUAACAGACUCUUUUACAACUUCUAUCAAAUCAAAGUCUCAAAGUACAACAAAUUUAUCAAACAUUGCACCAUGCAGCUCGAUUAGCGCCAGUAAAAAUAAUACUAGUAAAGAAAAUAAAAAUAAUACUUUGAAAAGUGUUUCAAACCAAAUUUCAAGUAAAGGUGGAAAUAAUAAUCUUCCAGAAAAAUUGUACACUACAAAAAAAUUUAGUAUUCCAGAUGAUGAUUUUGAUUUAGGUGAUGUUAAUAUGGAAACGGAUGAUUUUUAUGAUUACUUUAACAAAAAUGAAGUCAGCACAAAUACUGAAAAAUCCAAUCAAUUAUCAAUUAGUUUAUCCAAGUCAAAGGAAUCAAAGAUAAAUAACGAUUGUUUAUCUCGUGGUAGUAAAAAUAGUGCAAGCUCCAAGCACUCAUCAAGUGAAACUAAUUUUGGUAUUGAGAACGAUUCUUUACCAAAAAUGGAUAUGGAAUUUAAUGAUGAAUUUGACAUUGAAUUCGAAGCUAUAGAAAACAAAGACUUUAAGUCCUGUAUUGAUCAACAAGCAGAUAGUAAAAAAUUCAAGGUAACAGAUACAAAAAACUUACCAGUUAAGGCUAAAAAUCAAAGUCAAAGUAAUUUUUCCGAACAAUUUGGAAAUAAAAGAUCACGAGAUGCCACAUCUUCUACAUCUUCCUCUGAAGAUAUUCCUCAAAAAGUACCUCGUUUAAGUGGUACUCCAAAGUCUAAUAAAUCUAAUGGAAGAAAAAUAACAGAUUUUCUUACCAGUCCUACUAAUCCAGCGAGUUCUACUAAAAAUAAACAAUCCCCCUUACUCACUGAGGAUGGUAUAAAAUGCUGUGAGUUUUUGAAAGAUUCAUUGAAGUUAUGCAAAAAAAUGGACUCAGCACGUAUAAUAGUCAGAGGAAAAGUAAAAAAUGUUGUUAAAUUAAAUUUGCUUAAAAACGAAAAAGGGCAAUACUUUCAUUUGGAAGGUACUAUUUCAGAUGAUACUGCAAAUUUAGAUGUUGUUUUUUCUUCCGAGAUAUUAGAAAAGAUUAUUGGAUAUAGUACUCAAGAGUUCAGUCAAAAAAGAAAACAGAGUAAAACUGAUCCAAGCAUUAAAGAUCAACUCAGAGAGGAUUUAAAAAAAGCCCAGCAAAAACUGAUAGUUAUGGAUGAAUUAAUGGAAAUACAAUUAAAAAAGAACGAAAAAGCUGUGAUUCUAAAUAGCAUAAAAUUAACCAAGGAACAAAAAAAAAGUAUUGACGAUAGAGUGAAAUUGAUUAAUGCGAGAUAAAUUUUUCGUAAGUUACUCGAAUAAUAGAAAGAAUUAAGGAAAGCU